This is a messenger RNA of Eupeodes corollae, 3273 nucleotides long. RefSeq names its product tubulin monoglutamylase TTLL4 (gene TTLL4B). Lineage: Eukaryota; Metazoa; Arthropoda; Insecta; Diptera; Syrphidae. Gene Ontology annotation, cellular component: cilium. Gene Ontology annotation, biological process: protein polyglutamylation; microtubule cytoskeleton organization. Bases 278 to 3133 code for a protein of 951 amino acids. The record is from RefSeq and is a predicted model, not a curated record. Gene Ontology annotation, molecular function: tubulin binding; tubulin-glutamic acid ligase activity. The transcript is spliced from 12 exons.
UCUCAGCUCAGCAAACAGCUUAGACGUUUUGCAAAUUCUUUAUUUUUCUUAUUAUUUUUAUAUUUUAUUCACAUUCAAUGUUCAAAUGGAAAUUGUUGAAAAUUCUCUGUUUAUAAAUAAAUUAUAUUUGCUAAAUCAAUUUUCUUAAUUACAAAAACCAGCAAUUCUAUUCAAGUGAACAUCAAAAAGCAGCGCAGCGAUUCAGCAGCAGACAGUAAGUCGUGAGUCUAAGGAUUGAAGUUAACCACGCAACACUACGAACCACUAAACGAGUAUAAUGGCCCCAAUUAGUGAAAAAAGAUUGCCUCCGACACACGUCAAAGAGAACACCAAGGAAAAUGCAUCAACCAAACCUAAUAAUCAUAACACAAAUCAUCACAAUAAGAAAAUCAAUCAAUCGAUAGAGAUUCAAGACUUCCACGAGUCCUGGCUGAGAGACAUAGAGAGCUACAAGAAUCAGGUGAGAAUACAACAGAUGCUCUCCACUCACAACCACGCUCACACGCCUGAAGGAUGCGCCUCUCAGCUGUCUCUUACUGCCGCUGCGACUAACAAAAGACGCAUCACAUCCCAACAAAACGGACACAACCACAACGCGGCAGGCUACGAAGGGUUAAAUUUAAAGCGGCCCCGAGAAGAGACUACAACAAUAACGCUAAAUCAAUCAACCAGCAACGCUAUGCGCCAUAAUAAUAACAAUAACAUGCCUCAAAAUCAAAACCAAAAUCUAAAUCAAAAUCAAAACCAAAACCAAAAUCCAAGCCACAACCACCAGCACCAAGAAUCGACUGGCUCGACUGCCAAAAUAAUAGUUAACUCAUUUCAUGCCAGUAGCUUGCUUAAUUCAAAUAAAAUUCCUGAUCUCGCUGCAACGAGAUUACAAUCAUCCCAACAAAGUGGCAAUCAGCUGCCGCAAUCUUAUAAUAACAAUUCCACCUCCUCCGCUUCUUCCGCUUUGGGUGUUCGCUUAACAACUCACCAAAAACAAAAAACUAAUAAACUGCUCGGUCCCCCGAAAGAAGACGAAGACGGCGUCGAAAGACUCAAGUUAAUACUCAGCCGGCCCCUUCGACUAACCGUUUCCGAAGAAUCUAAAGGUGACUCGCCACCACCUGACGAUGAUGCAUGCAGUCAUCCGGAUGUUGACGAUGAUGACAUUAAUUCAAUUGAUGAUAUUGGAGAUAUUGAUGACUUGAAUGUUUUCGAAGAAGACUCCGAUGACGACGAGGAGGCUUAUUCUGGUGGCUGCCCGUUCGUGUUGGACAGUGAUUCGGAUAUACAAUUCAUGAGUGAAGCAGUCACAGUGACGAUACCGAAUCCCGACUCCAUUCUUACGCCGAGUUUGUUCCCCAAUGUUGCACCCUACAUUACGUUCUCCUCGCAUGUCGAAAAGGGUCCAAAUGUUCCAAGCGCCCUGCAUAAGAUUCUCAAAUGGAGAUUAAGUCCGGUGAUGCCCCGAAUCGUUCGUCGAGUGAUCUUCAAUUCGGGAUUCCGUUUAAUUAAAAAGACAACCGAUUGGAUUGCAGUGUGGGAGAAGCACAUGCGAAGUCCUGGAUUCAAAACCAUUCGCUCGCACCAAAAAUUCAAUCACAUGCCUGGAUCAUUUCGCAUCGGACGGAAGGACAGUAUGUGGCGGAAUUUGAGGACUUUCAUGACCAAACAUGGAAAAAGUGAAUUUGGAUUUAUGCAGAAAACUUACAUAUUGCCAGAUGAAAUAGCAGCAUUGAAGAAAGUUUGGCCUCGAUCGUCGGCACAUUCUACAAAGUGGAUAGUCAAGCCACCGGCAAGUGCUCGCGGUGCAGGCAUAAGUGUAGUCAAUAAGUGGUCUCAGAUACCAAAAGACAAAUCAGUUGUUGUUCAAAAGUACAUCGAAAAACCUCUUCUAAUCAAUGAAAACAAAUUCGACCUGCGACUUUACGUUCUCGUGACAUCGAUCAAUCCUCUACGAAUUUACAUCUACAAAAAUGGUUUAGCGAGAUUUGCUUCAGUGAAAUAUAGUUCGGAAUUGUCAUCCCUUAACGACCGGUGUAUGCAUCUCACGAACUACAGUAUCAACAAACUAUCCGAGAACUAUGCCAAGAAUGAAGACAUCAAUGCCUGUCAAGGACACAAAUGGACGCUGCAAUCCCUAUGGUCGUAUCUUGAAAAGCGCGAAGUGGACACUAAACGACUCUGGGCUACACUUCGCAAUUUAGCUAUUAAGUCUCUGAUCAGUGGCGAGGGCUGUUUGAAUCGAAUGUAUCGACAGAAUGUGAAUAGUCGAUACAAUUGUUAUGAGCUUUUCGGUUUUGAUGUUCUGCUGGACGAGAAUCUGGUGCCGUGGUUGUUGGAAAUCAACAUAUCACCAUCGUUACACUCGGAGUUGCCACUGGAUCUUCAUGUGAAGGGUCCUCUCAUUCGAGGUGUCCUCAAUACUGCUCUCUAUCAAGUGCCACCAAAGCUAAGUGUUCGACAACAAGCGGAGAUCUUAAAUGAACUUAAAAUGACAGGGCCGCUCUGCUACGAUAGACAUCUGUUUACACCAAUUCUGUCACCCGAAGAGACCAAAAAACACAAUUUCUUUACCAGUCGCUUGAUUGAGAUUCGUGAGGAUUAUUUAGAUUCGAUUUUGGAAAAUCUAACUCCUGACGAUGUUCGAUGUCUUGUUAUAUCCGAGGACGAACGGAACCGCUGUGAACCAUUGGAACGAAUCUUCCCCACUGCCGAUUCAUACAAGUUCCUUGCCUACAUCGAGAAUCCCCGCUACUAUAAUCGCCUACUGGACGCAUGGGAAACAAAGUACGUCGAUGAUCGAGACACCGGAAUAGAAUUGCUACAAAAGUUAUGCUCCGAAGGAUAUCAUUUGAAAGUUCCCGCAGCUGCUUUGAUAGAGGAGCCUAAGAUUGAUUUGACUGACAUUGACUUGAUGUACAUGAAACCAGAAGAAAUUGCCAAACGUCGUGACUCUGUUCACACAUUGAAUAUAAAGCAAAGUGACGACACAACGACGACAAGUAAUAAGGACGGAGAAUCGAAAAAUGCAAUUUCUUUCCGAGGAUCAAGUGUGCCGCCAUCAAACUGUUCAGCAGAAGUUGUUGAAAACGGUAAUGUGCAUAAGAACAACUCUCGACCAAUAGCAGUGGGAUCUAAUUAAAUGGUUGGAUUAUGAGACUGACUAUCCUUAGAACAUCAUGACGCAUAUAUUUUUAAAAUAAAUUUAACAUCCAAACUUUGGCUUAGACAUAAAUAUUUACGAGAAUUAAUAAAACUUAUAUUGAAGUAAUAAAUUAGAGA